CCGUAACGUAUCGUCUAGUUGGGAAUCCCAAAUCAAAUUCUAGGGUUUGUUCGUUUCUCCGACGACGAUGACUACCAAUAGUAGCUCCGAUGUGACGGAAAAACAAGCUUCAGAAACGGAUUUAUUGGCGUACGAUAAGGAAAAAUUUAACUUUAAGUUUUCCCCGAAUAGGGUGGACGAGGAAGACGACGGAGAUACUGAAACCGAAGGCGAGAGCGAAAGUGAAGUAGGUGAUGGAAGCGUGACGUAUGGGGAUUACAAAGUGAUAGAAGACUUACCGAAACCGGAUCCGGAGUGGGAUGUGGACAGCUUUGAUGGGCUCGAAUACGAAUCCGAUCCUGAGCUUCGUGCCCGCUUCGCUAACGACAAUGCUUACAUGGAAUACCGCGAAGUGAGGAUCCAGGCUUUGGAGAAUAGGGGUUUUUUACCAGAUCCAUUCAAUUUCAUCGACGCUAUUCAGAAUCUAGAUGGACCAGCUUAUGAUAACAUGACUAAUAGGGAGUACUUGGCGGGUCUGGCUUCCUCGUGCGUUAAGAAACUCAACGACCUUAAGGCAAAGACUGUGGAAUUUGUAAGUAUUGUGAGAGCCACUACAACUGGUGGAGGAGCUAGUUGGAAGGUGUAUAUAACGUUUAUGGCUCGGGAGUAUCCCAAUGGGCCUCUCAUGGAGUAUCAGGCUAAGGCCAUGGAUUUCGUUGGAGAUCGAUCUCCCGUUCCCAUUCUCUGCAGACCAGCCCCUAAACCCCUAACACUUCCAUAGAUUGGGAAUGUUGAUGUUUGGUCUAGCUGAAGAACGAUAUGUAUUGAAGUUAGGCUUCCAGUUAUAAUUAAGCUCCGAGUUGUAUCUUGGUGGAACUUGGUUUAUCUCAAUGUUACCUGUGUAAUGUGACCUAAAGCUGUAACUUUUUAAGUUGUGCCCCGUAUAACUAUGAAGUUUAAUGGUUAUUGAAUUAUGUUUUUUUAUAUAUAUAUAUAUAUAUAUAUAUUG
Molecule: messenger RNA, 988 nt
Organism: Arabidopsis thaliana (thale cress)
Lineage: Eukaryota; Viridiplantae; Streptophyta; Magnoliopsida; Brassicales; Brassicaceae
Product: Cystatin/monellin superfamily protein
Exons: 4
Coding region: 68-760 (230 amino acids)
Source: RefSeq, marked reviewed